AUGGAACCAAGUACAUCCCUGAAUGACGAUAGUACGAAGACUCAACCAUCCUUGGACGACCUUAUCAAGCAAGCUGCCGCCAAAGAUGCCAUCAAGGAUUACAACGCCGCUGCAGAGCUGUACUCUGAGGCCACGGAACUUCAAGCAGAGCUUAACGGAGAAUUAGCGCUCGAAAAUGCAGACUUACUAUUCGCUUACGGAAAAGCCCUCUACAACGUUGCCGUCAGCAAGAGCGAUGUGCUUGGGUCCAAGGUAGCUGGAGAAUCACAGCCGAGCAGCACGUCUAUUGAGAGGCCAUCCGCUGCGGCAACAGCCACAACCGCAGGCAUCGUUGAGAAAGCUGUAGCCCAGAGCCCACCCGAGAGAUCCUCAGGAGCCCAGAAGACAAAUACUGGUGAUGUUCCAGCUAAGCCGUACUUCCAAUUUACUGGUGACGAAAACUUUGACGACUCGGAUUCGGAAGACGAGGCCGACGGCGAGGAAGCUGCGGCCGAUGACGAAGACGACUUUGCCAAUGCCUUUGAAGUUCUUGACUUGGCACGUGUACUAUACCACAAAAAGAUGACUACGAUAGAGGAAGGAAUUGGCAAAGGGAAAUCCGCAGGUUUACCUCCAGAUCUCAAACACGUCAAGGAACGUCUCGCGGAUACCUACGAUUUACAAGCCGAGAUCUCACUGGAGGCAGAAAGGUUCAAAGACGCGGUGACGGACUUGAGGACGUCUCUAGAAUUAAGGCAGUCUCUGUUUCCGAUGGAGGAUCCUUCUGUUGCAGAAUGUCACUACAAGCUUUCCCUUGCUCUAGAAUUUGGCUCCGUCAAGAAUGAGAAUGACAACUCCCAAGAGGACACCAGCCCCAAAGAGCCGGUCGACGAGGAAAUGAGGAAAGAGGCCGCAGCUCAAAUGGAAAAGGCUAUUGAAAGUUGCCGUCUAAGGAUGGAUCAAGAACAGAAGAAGUUGGUCGACGAUAGUUCGUUGGAUGAGGACAGGGUGACCGCUAUGAAGAGAAGAAUAGCAAAUGUCAAAGACAUUAUAGCUGACAUGGAGCAAAGGCUCGUCGAUCUUCGACACCCGCCAGUAUCUGCUAUCGAGAAUAGCGAUGCAGACAACACGGUGCUGAAGGGUAUUUUGGGUCAGAUUAUGGGGCAUUCCCCUUCGGAGCAAAAGGCUCAUCUCGAUGCUGUCACGAGAGAAGCAAAUGACCUUUCUGCGUUCAUUAAAAGAAAACCUGCGAGCAACAAGCCACCACAGAAGAGUGACACUGUAGCAAAACGAUCGGCUCCGGAAGAUGGCGCGGGAGGCGAUACAAAGAGAGCACGAGCAGGCGAUGAACUUGAAUGA
Molecule: messenger RNA, 1338 nt
Organism: Aspergillus niger
Lineage: Eukaryota; Fungi; Ascomycota; Eurotiomycetes; Eurotiales; Aspergillaceae
Exons: 2
Coding region: 1-1338 (445 amino acids)
Biological process (GO): DNA replication-dependent chromatin assembly; CENP-A containing chromatin assembly
Cellular component (GO): nucleoplasm
Molecular function (GO): histone binding
Source: RefSeq, a predicted model, not a curated record